AAAUUUCGCCAUCGAAAAAAUUUUUUUUUUGUACAAGAGAAUUGUUUUUUUUAUUGCAACUUAGCCAUGAUAAACAAUUAGCCUUACUAUCCUUAUCAAGUGAUUGCAUAGCCGAUUUAUCACUUGAGAAAUAUAUAUAUAUAUAUAUAAAGCGCCUAAUAAUGCUUUUUGAUUUUUCUUUCGAAAUUUUAUUUUCGCGUAAUCUAAUUUUACCAUGUGUAGAUUUUUACUCUAUAAAGGAAAAGAUUCAAUUCAACUAGCGCAUUUACUUACUCGGCCGGCCCAUUCGAUAAUAAAUCAAUCAUUUGAUUGUAGACUUAGAAUAGAUACAAGACGCCCAAUUAAUGGGGAUGGAUUUGGUGUAGGAUGGUACGAAUCAAAUCCAGGUCCUGAUAAUACACCAUGUAUAUUUGCAUCAGUAACGCCGGCGUGGAAUAAUCAAAAUUUGGCAAGACUUGCAGAGAAAAUAAGGAGUCCUUUAGUGUUUGCUCAUGUAAGAGCUUCAACUUCUGGGACCUUAUCCGAAAAUAAUUGUCAUCCAUGGAAAUAUAAUAGAUUAAUGUGGAUGCAUAAUGGACAUAUACAAGAUUUUAAUAAGAUUAAAAGAAAGUUACAGCAAUCAUUAAGAGAUGAAAUAUUUUUAUUUGUACAAGGAAAUACGGAUUCUGAGUGGGCAUUUGCGUUGUUUCUUAAUCAGUUGAGAGAUCCACAAGCUGAAAGGUUUGAUCAUGAAACGCUGAAGAAAGCGAUGUUAAAAACCAUUGAACAGUUAAAUAUAUGGGCUGAAGAAGCUGGAAUUACAGAGCCAUCACUACUUAAUUUUGCAGUCACAGACGGAUGUUCUGUCGUAUGUACUAGAUAUAUUAAUAGUAAGACUGAAGAGGCGGCUUCCUUAUAUUUUUCAUCAGGAACGAAUUUUAAAGAAUACAAACCUGGACAUUAUAGAAUGAUCAAAGCAGAUAAACGCGAAGAUAUUGUAUUAGUUGCGUCAGAACCUCUAACAUUUGAAAAAGCGGAUUGGUUAAUAAUACCAACAAAUACAUGUUUUGUGAUAACACCAAAAUUUAAUGUAUUAUUAUUUCCUAUAAAAGAUCAAUAUUAUAAUAUUGAUCGGAUGAAGAAAAGACAAAGUAUCGUACCACCCGCCGUACUGUAAUUGCGUAAGCGUAUUUUUUGAAAAAGAUUAGAAAUUUUAUUGAACUUUAAUUAAUAACUUAGAGGCGAGACCUUCAAUAAUAUUCAAUUCAUGAAUUUUUUAGAAAAAAAAAAUGAAUGGCAUAAUAUUAUAACGAUGAUACUAUAAUUCAAUAUGAAAAUGAACAAUAUACAAACAUUAAAAGAAUAUUUUUUAUAAACUUAAUAAACGCUAUAAUUAAUUAUAAUUAAUUAUAUAAAUUCGUUGUUAAUUUAACAUCAUCGGAAU
This is a messenger RNA of Rhizophagus irregularis DAOM 181602=DAOM 197198, 1423 nucleotides long. Lineage: Eukaryota; Fungi; Glomeromycota; Glomeromycetes; Glomerales; Glomeraceae. The record is from RefSeq and is a predicted model, not a curated record.